AUGGAAAAGGCCCAGCUGAUUGGGUACUAUGAAAUGGAGCUACAGUCCAAACACAUCAAAUAAUCGGAGUGUGACAUUGACUCCUGGGUCGCUUAUCCUGUGCUGUCCAACGUUCAGUCACAAGACACUGAGCUAAUCGAGGCCUUUGCAGCUCCCAUCGUCAACAAAACCUCUCGUUUGAGAAAGGAGUUAGCCACAGUGUACUCGUUACCUGGACUUCAGCACAUCAAGAGGGUACGGGCAUGCAAGGAUAAGGGUAGCCCUCACCCUCUGGAGGUCAUUGUAUGCCUUGCCAGUGAUGCACCAGACAUUGACUGCAGUAAGGACAUGCACAUAUCUGAUCUGUCGUCCUCAGGUAGAUUAACCUGUGGAGGUCUAGGAGACCUUUUCCUGGUCAAGAUACCUGCAUGCCCUCCUUUGACCAGAUCACAGUUUGAGCAGGCCAACAAACACUGGCCCACCUCCUUUUAUGAGGACAACCAGGUGACGGUGGCACUGAAAGGCCAGCUGUUCACCUCCUCUCAGAAAGCCAAGAUGCAGGACUACAUGAUGGCUGCUAUGGCUGCAGCAAGAGCGGGGCAGGAGAGAGGCAUGGAGGCUGUGGGGGGCAGUCCAGAGGCAGUGAGGGUCAUCGCUGUGGGACAUGACUGCCGGGAAGGCAUUCACCCACUUCAUCACGCUGUCAUAGUCUGCAGAAUUGUGGCACGUGGGCAGGGUGGUGGGGCCUACACCCAUGAUAAGUACCCUGCCUGCCAGUUUGUUUUGCCCGACUCUUCACCCUCUGAAAUACAUGGCGCCACCACUAUGCCGUCCUGGGGGACAGGGACAGUGCAGAGGAGAGCGGUCAGCCGUACAUCUGCACCGGGUACGACCUGUACGUUACUCGAGAGCCUUGUAUUAUUUGUGCCAUGGCGCUAUUCCAUUCCAGGAUAGGCAGUCUUCUAUGGAACAGCCUCUACCGAUGAGGCAUUUGGGACUAAAUAUAAAAUCCAUGCUCAAAAAGAUCUGAAUCACCGUUUUGAGGUUUUCAAAGGAGUCUUGGGCCAACAAUUCCAACAACUGUACCACAAUGAAUUCCUAAGUUUCACAUAAUUGUUACAGGAAUGCUCUACCUUUAUAAUUGAAUAGUCUCAUGUGUCAGACUACUAUGCACACACGGUUGAUGAAUGAGAUCACGGUGUGACGAAAUUACAUGGGACAUUUUGGAUUACAUAAAUUAAAUGUUUUACUUUAUUGCAUUUAAUUUUAAACUGUAACAAAGCUUUUGCCACUGUGACAUCACUUAAAAGCAUUCACAGAUUGUUUUUAUACUUCUCUUCCACUGUAGUCAGUGCAUGCCAAAAUAUGGUUUCCAUCCAUUUCCCUCAAGAGAUUUAGCCAGUUAAGACAUAUAUGCUGCUUUUAAGGGCACAAAUGUUUUAAUGAUGUUAGAUACAGGGGCUGACAAAGCUCCAAGAAUAUCAUGGAUAAGCCAUGACCAAA
Coregonus clupeaformis (lake whitefish) is the source of this 1482-nucleotide messenger RNA. RefSeq names its product adenosine deaminase tRNA specific 3 (gene adat3). Lineage: Eukaryota; Metazoa; Chordata; Actinopteri; Salmoniformes; Salmonidae. The record is from RefSeq and is a predicted model, not a curated record. Gene Ontology annotation, molecular function: catalytic activity.